AUGGUGCACGCCCUAACUGGACACUGCCCGUCGCCUUUCCUUCAAGAGACUCUUUUCCCUACCGUCGGCGGAUUUAUCGAUGGACGCUAUUGUGAGAAAGUGACGCUGGGCAACAGCACUUACUCGUGCUGCUUGCCUUGCCCUCUCGCCGAAUGGCGGUACGAUACUGACCUGCAUUCUAAAAUCGACGUGGCCAGCUGGAUCAGUGUCGCUAUUCUCCCUCUUUGUAUCUUUUUGCUAGUUUCGUACGCCGUGUUGCCUGUGAAAUGGACUCACAGACAUUACUUGAGUAUAUGCUUCACAAUUGGUAUCUGUUGCAUGGAGCUUGCCUUCAUUAUCCCACUGGGUGCCAAACCAGAACAGUGCCACAACGCCAUCACCCCUAAUGACAUGCAUUCCGAUCUCUCGUGCGCCUUCUCCGGCUCAUUUCUACUCUUCGGUGGCUGGAUGGUCGUGAUAUGGAGUUUCAUUCGGACCAUCGCAUUCCACCUCCAAGUCUGCUGGGAGGUCGUCCUGGGCCCCAAAUUCAUGUGGUUGGCUUUUGUCUGCGGCUUCGGCAUUCCUGCAAUUGGCCUGACCGUGAUGCUCGUACUUACGGGCGUCUCCUUCAGAUUCGGUGAAAUCUGUCACAUCAACGUGACCAACGCCCUUUACGACUACUGGAUUCCUAUCAUGAUCUUCGCCGCGGCAGCUCUCUUCCUCCAGGUAUCAACCAUGAUCUACUGCACCCACAUAUACGUCCGCUCUCUCUUCGACAAAUCUGCCUCCACGACAGGCAGCUCUGGUCUUCCUUCAUACACAGCUAGCGUUCGGACAGUGACAGCCCGACAAGCCUACCGACGAGUCCGCCGCGUCCUCCAACUUCAAUGGCGAGGCGUGGCCCUCGUCUCAAUCAUCAUCGCCAACGUCAUCUUCUUCGCAGUCGUCUUCAUCGAGCUCGACAACGCAGUCGCCCCAACCGCAGACAACGUCGAACAAGCAACACCUUGGCUCCUAUGCCUCGCCACCACCGGCGGCGACACCGAAGGCUGUCGCCAAUACGCAGCAGCCAUCGGCCCCAACGAAGCUACCCUCCUCGCAGUAGUAAUCCUCCUAUCUCUAGUCGGCUUCUGGAACUUCAUUCUCUUUGCUCGCCCCUCGAUGUUCGCGGGGUGGAUGGAUCUAUUCGGCCGCGGCGUCCGACGCCGCAAUGAAUUCGUUUCCGCCGACGCGAAUAACCGCUUCGUCGAUAACAAGGGCUUCGAAAUGCUGACCUCCACGGUCAAAUCACCAGAUGCUUACAUGCGGUCGCCAAGCCCCGAGCAAAUGGCCCAGGAUCGCAGCGGCUUCACUAGUUCCAGUCCGACAUUCGACCGUAAGGUUCAUCUCGGCCAAGACGCCCGAUAUACUCGUCCCUCUAUGAGCUUCUCGGGGCCUAGGCCGCCUAGCUCGACUCAGGGUACGCGCGAAUGGGACCCUUCAUCUACAUUUGCUCCGGCUUACGAGCGAGAACGAGAUUAA
Messenger RNA from Penicillium brevicompactum, 1500 nucleotides. RefSeq names its product protein gprM (gene gprM). The transcript is spliced from 3 exons. The record is from RefSeq and is a predicted model, not a curated record. Bases 1 to 1500 code for a protein of 499 amino acids. NCBI's taxonomy places the organism in Eukaryota, Fungi, Ascomycota, Eurotiomycetes, Eurotiales, Aspergillaceae.